AGAAGGGUAGGUUGUAUUUGGUAGAGAAGAAGGACCAGUCAGCAUAUAGGGGUACUGUGAGAGGAGAAACACACCACAGCAGUUUGUGUCUGUGUUUGUGUGUGUCCAGAUUCAUUCAUUUAUUUCCUCGAACCAUACCCGACACACCAACAUGAAUGAAAAUUAACCCCGCUUUCAAUGCCUUUUCCUUCGCCAUUUCCAUUUCCAUUACAUUACAUGGCAUAACACUCACCACUCUUUCUCUCCAUUCCCUAAACCUCUAAUACUACUAUAGGACACCAGAUUCAUACACCUUCAUCUUUCUUCCCGGAAUCCAUGAAAUCCUAUUAACCUCUUAAUAUUGGUACUUAGAUUAAACAAGAGAAACUGUUUCAAUGUCAACUCUGAGCAAUGCAACAAAUAUAUUUUGGCAAGAUUGUCAAUUAGGAAAGCCGGAAAGGCAGAAGCUACUUAACCAAAAGGGAUGCGUUGUAUGGAUCACUGGACUCAGUGGAUCAGGAAAAAGCACAUUGGCAUGUUCACUAAGCAGAGAACUUCACUCAAGAGGAAAAUUAUCUUAUAUACUUGAUGGAGAUAACCUUCGGCAUGGACUAAACAAGGAUCUUGGUUUUAAACCUGAAGACCGCACUGAAAAUAUUCGCAGAACUGGUGAAGUGGCAAAACUAUUUGCCGAUGCUGGUCUAAUAUGUGUUGCCAGUCUGAUAUCUCCAUAUCGAAGAGAUCGGGACACUUGUCGUGCCAUGUUGUCUGAUCCCAAUUUUAUCGAGGUCUACAUGAACAUGCCUCUAGCAUUGUGCGAGGCACGUGAUCCAAAAGGCCUCUAUAAGCUUGCCCGUGCUGGAAAGAUCAAAGGUUUUACCGGCAUUGAUGAUCCUUAUGAACCACCGUUAAAUUGCGAGAUAGAAAUAAAGGAGGAUGGUGGAAUUUGUCCCACACCAACUGUGAUGGCAGGACAAGUUGUUUCUUACUUGGAGGAGAAAGGAUUUCUUGAAUGUUAAGGAAUUCAUAUAUCUCUAUUGUUUGAUUUUGUAAUGUCUGCCAGUAUUCUCUAAUUAUAAUGUUUCUUCUAGUUGAACUUCAAAUCCUAGAAAGUUUGGGUAGGAGGAAGUAGUCGGAGAGGAUAAGUGGACUUGUAAAAUUUAUCAACACAAAAGUAAUUUUUAAUUAUAUAUAUAUAUAUAUCCUAAUGACACUUGGAAAGGGUGUUUUUUGCUU
Messenger RNA from Cicer arietinum (chickpea), 1215 nucleotides. RefSeq names its product adenylyl-sulfate kinase 3. Gene Ontology annotation, biological process: sulfate assimilation. NCBI's taxonomy places the organism in Eukaryota, Viridiplantae, Streptophyta, Magnoliopsida, Fabales, Fabaceae. The record is from RefSeq and is a predicted model, not a curated record. Gene Ontology annotation, molecular function: ATP binding; adenylylsulfate kinase activity.